Homalodisca vitripennis (glassy-winged sharpshooter) is the source of this 1187-nucleotide messenger RNA. RefSeq lists its product as uncharacterized. The coding region runs from base 32 to 994 and encodes 320 amino acids. Lineage: Eukaryota; Metazoa; Arthropoda; Insecta; Hemiptera; Cicadellidae. The record is from RefSeq and is a predicted model, not a curated record. Gene Ontology annotation, cellular component: extracellular region. The transcript has 2 exons. Gene Ontology annotation, molecular function: chitin binding.
GUUCAGUCAAGCUUACAGUGAGCCUUCUGCUAUGUUUUGGUUUCCUUGGAUCUUGUUUCUGGUGUCUUUGGUCAGGUUGGAGGGUACAAGAGUAAGCAGAAUUAAGCAAAACUUUUACAAUCAAAGGCCUGAAGAAAAUGUUUGGCUUACCACACCAAGUUCAAACGUGUGGGGUCCUCAAACUAACCUAAAUAUCCCAACAGAGAGUUACGCAAGUACUGUGGAAGUGACUACCAAACAGCCUGUAAUUGCCAGACAGCCUGUGACUGCCAAACAGCCUGUGACUACCAUCCCAACAACUCUCAAUCCGAGAAUGAUCUGCCACCGACCGUACUCUUGCAUCAACUGUACUACUUACCGCUUGUGCAUCCCAACAAGCCGUGGAUUCGUAGAGUUCACUUCUGGUUCGUGCCCCGCAGAGCGCCCUUACUGUGACAAUUACUCAGGCACCUGUGUCAACUCUGUGGCCGUAGCAGUAAAAUGUGCGUCUCCUGACAGAACUUUUCGUUGCAUGCAAGAUGGACAUUUCCCACAUCCGUCCAAUCCAUCUCGGUAUUUCAUUUGUUCCGAUUUAAAAGCUUACGGAUACUCGUGCAAAGAGGGAUACAAAUAUUAUGCACCAUCUCAGGGAUGCAGUAAGUUCUCCUGGAUCGCCGAGCCUUUUGAUUGCUCCAACUUGAAUGCUACUAAGGUAGUUUACUCGAGUGGUGGAUCGUUUUUCGCCUAUUGCGUCAACGGACAGCCACAUUUGAUCAACACUUGUGGAGAGAACGAAUUCUUCAAUGUUACGAGCCAAGUAUGUGAAGUACAGUGUACACGAGAGUUAAUAGCCCCAGAUAACAACAGCUGUCUAAAGUACUUCAAGUGUCAAAUGAACCCCACUACACAGCUGUUUGAAAGAUUGUCUCUCUCAUGUCCUCCUGGAGAGGGGUUCAGCAUUGUUUUGAAGAAAUGCGUCUCAUUGAAUCAUCUCGUUAGUUGUAAAGAAAACUGAAUAUUAGCACUUCUACUAUUUGAUCAGAACAUGAUAAUAUGAACAACUUUUUUAAUAUCUACCUCAGGUACUUAAGUACCCCAUAUCUGUAGUAAACUAGUUUUGUUAUUUUUUAAAUGGUAACUGAUUCAGUUCAAGAAGAAGUAAGAAAAUUAUGUAAUCACGCUGAGAGAAAAUAAAAUAUUAAUUUUCA